CGGGGCCGCCAGCAGCUGGCUCAGAACGCGGCGGAGCCACAAGCCGAGCGGUCGCUGCGCCCAUCGCCUCGCACGGGCCCGCCUGUCGCUUCCGGGGCCCAGCACCCGCAGGACCCCGUGUGGCAGGGUCGCCCCGGGAGGGAGCCCAGCGAAGCCGCCCGCUCCCCCAGCAGGUUCCGCGCCCCGCGCUGCCGAUGUGCACCAAGAUGGAGCAGCCCUUCUACCACGACGACUCCUUCCUCGCGGGCUACGGCCGGGCGGAGCUGAGCGGGCCCCCGGACUACAAGGCGCUGAAGCCCGGCAUGGCCCUGAGCGUGCCGGAGCCGUUCCGGGGGCUCAAGGCGCCGCUGCAGCUGCGGGGCCAGGCGGCGGAGGAAGCAGGCGCCUUCUACGCCCCCGCCGGCCUGCAGCCCGAGGCGGGCGCCCACGCCUCGCUCAAGCUGGCCUCCCCGGAGCUGGAGCGGCUGAUCAUCCAGAACAGCAACGGCGUGAUCACCACCACGCCCACCCCGGGGGCCUACUACUACCCGCGGGGGGCCACCGAGGAGCAGGAGGCCUUCGCCGACGGCUUCGUGAAGGCGCUGGAUGACCUGCACAAGAUGAACCACAUGCCUCCUCCCAGCGUCUCCCUGGGCGCCGCCGCCGUCUCGGUGGCCAGCAGCGUCUACGGGGCCUCCCUCCACCCGGAGCCGCCGCCCGUCUACACCAACCUGACCAGCUACAACCCGGGCGCCAUGAGCACCGCGUCCAGCUACCCCACCGCCAACCUCAGCUACCUGCCCCAGAGUCACGCCUACGCGGGCCCCGCCCUGGCCGCCUCCCUCUCGCCCCGGGUGCAGGGCUUCAAGGAGGAGCCGCAGACCGUCCCCGACGUCCAGUCGCCCCCCGUCUCGCCCAUCAACAUGGAAGACCAGGAGCGGAUCAAGGUGGAGAGGAAGCGGCUGCGGAACCGGCUGGCGGCCACCAAGUGCCGGAAGAGGAAGCUGGAGCGGAUAGCCCGGCUGGAGGACAAAGUCAAGACGCUGAAAACGGAGAACGCGGGACUGUCCAACACAGCCAGCGUCCUGCGGGACCAGGUGGCCCAGCUCAAGCAGAAAGUCAUGAACCACGUGAACAAUGGCUGCCAGCUACUUUUGACUGUUAAAAUGCAAUCCUUCUGAGCGCCCCUCCCCCUUCUUAUUUAAGAGACUGGCGAGGAACUGGACUCCCCUCUUGGAAAGUUUACAUGAACUUUCGUAGCGUUCUCACGAGUUGGACCAAGCUCCCCAGGAGACUUCCAGGACCAGGCUCCGCCUCCCCGUGACUGCUGAUGGUUGUGUGUUGUCUGUUUUUGUCGUGUUCCCUUUUUGGAGGGGAGGGGUUGUGUGUUGCUCUCUGCUGGAUUCAGAAUGUGCGGGUUGCCUAAACUGGUGUGCGUGUGGCGUGAGUGUAUUUAAAACCCCAAGCAACCCACGAACUUGUUGCAUAGCUGGCCAGUGCAGCAAGAGGUACCGCGGUGAGGAAAGGGUGCGAAUUAAGGGGCCUGUGUGUGUGUGAAUUAAGGGGCCAGGACUUCUGUGAACUUAAAACAGAACCAAAAAACCUGAUACUUGACAGACAAAAGAAACUGAUUGGCCGCCCCCCUGGCUGAAGAGACCUGCCUCUCCCAUGAAAGGGGCUCUGGCUUCUUAACUUACCUUUUUUGUGGUGUUUUGUGUGUGUGUGUUUUUUAAACCAGUCCGAUUAUUUUUGGUUGUCUUUAAGAAGCUGAUUGUAUUUGUUUUGUUUUUUACUUGACAUUUUAUUUAAGUAAAAAAAAAAAAAGUUCUCUAAGUGCCU
Molecule: messenger RNA, 1818 nt
Organism: Pelodiscus sinensis (Chinese soft-shelled turtle)
Lineage: Eukaryota; Metazoa; Chordata; Testudines; Trionychidae
Gene: JUNB
Product: JunB proto-oncogene, AP-1 transcription factor subunit
Biological process (GO): regulation of cell population proliferation; regulation of cell cycle; regulation of transcription by RNA polymerase II
Cellular component (GO): transcription regulator complex
Molecular function (GO): transcription factor binding; DNA-binding transcription factor activity, RNA polymerase II-specific; RNA polymerase II cis-regulatory region sequence-specific DNA binding
Source: RefSeq, a predicted model, not a curated record